AUGUUCAUCUCUCUGAAAGGACUCCUGUGCUUUGUCAGUACUAUCACGGGUCUAAUGCUGUUCAUCGUGGCCUGCAUGGGCUUCAGUACGUUGAAGUUAUCCAACGAUGCCGUAGACAGCCAGACGGAAUUCGGUUGUCUUUGCUUCUUGGGCGUCAGCUUUGGCUUGCUUCUAAUACUUGGCGAGACGACGUGGGAGCUCUUCUUCUUCUUUUUCGGAUUCAUGAGGUACCGUCUCGGCCGUGCUUGCAUCUUCACCAUCAGUGGCAUGAUGACUGCGAUACUGGGCAAUACCCGCAACCAGCAGUGUGACUGCAACGACAACGUCGUCUUGAUCAUCGAAGGCAUCGCCCUCAUCGCGAUGGCCAUACUGCAGUGUAUCGCCAUCUUUAUAUUUGGCAACAAUAGCACUUUAUGCUGCCUCAAAGACUCGACCCAGACAGCUGGCUUGCCUGUAACGACCCCUCUACCAGUCACAACACCUCGCCAACUCCCAAAAUCGACGACUUCAUUCCAAGCUGUCAUCCAGCCAAUUGUCCCAGCUUCCAUUGGAUCUCCUGAUCAAGUGUCGCAAGCGUCUCCUACUUCUCAUGGAGCCAACAAGUUGCCGUCCUGGAUGCGUAUGCCGUAG
Molecule: messenger RNA, 630 nt
Organism: Peronospora farinosa
Lineage: Eukaryota; Oomycota; Peronosporomycetes; Peronosporales; Peronosporaceae
Source: the annotation of a GenBank genome assembly